Messenger RNA from Kwoniella shivajii, 933 nucleotides. RefSeq lists its product as uncharacterized. Gene Ontology annotation, molecular function: protein binding. The transcript is spliced from 3 exons. The record is from RefSeq and is a predicted model, not a curated record. Bases 1 to 933 code for a protein of 310 amino acids. NCBI's taxonomy places the organism in Eukaryota, Fungi, Basidiomycota, Tremellomycetes, Tremellales, Cryptococcaceae.
AUGGGAAAACAAGGAAAAUCAAAGUCAAAGAUAACGGGUCAACCGAAUCGGCCUUCUCCAUACGGUAAAAGACCUAAAGUCGAAGUGAAAUUCGAAGGUGCCAACGCAAGUUCUUCUUCAAACUCCACAUCUGUUAAACCUUCUUCAAAUCCUGCAAAGGCGAUUAUUGCUACCAAGCUCAAACCAGCUGCUCCAGCUGUCAAGAAAGAAGUAACAAAGGCAUCGAUACCUACUACCUCAAGUGUGUCAAAAGACAAAGGAAAAUCGAAAGAAACAACUUCUCUUGAAUCCGGUUCCCAAACUCCUGGUACUUUCAUAAUAAUAGCUGGAACAUACGAAAAGAACUUAUACGGCUUAGAGGGAACAUAUCCUUCUUACACCACAACGAUAGAAGAGAAAACAACUAAACCUACAUUAGAACCAAUAUUUAUCUUCCCAGCUCAUUUGGCUUGUAUCAAAGCUGUCGCAGCUUCAAAAGGUGGGAAAUGGUUGGCGACAGGAAGUGAAGAUGAAUUUGUCAAAGUAUGGGAUCUAAGGAGGAGAAAAGAAGUUGGAAGUUUGAGUCAACAUACAGGAUCAAUAACAUCAUUGCAUUUCCCCACUCCUUCCCACUUAAUCACGACAUCGGAAGAUUCGACAUUAUCUUUGUUCCGAACUUCCGAUUGGGCAUUACUCAAAUCACUAAAAGGACAUUCUGGGCGAGUCAAUCAUGUUGACGUCCAUCCAACAGGUAGAGUAGCUUUAAGUGUAGGGAAGGAUAACACUUUGAAAAUGUGGGAUUUGAUGAGAGGUAGAGGAGCUGCUAGUUUACCCUUAGGUAGUGAACCGGAAAUGGUCAAAUUUUCUCAAACAGGAACUCACUUUGCUGUCCUAUUUCCAAGAAAAAUACAAAUCUAUUCAUUGGUCAGUUCAGUCAUUUAUGGGCAUUCGUGA